This is a messenger RNA of Arxiozyma heterogenica, 516 nucleotides long. It is a transcript of the gene OCA2, whose product is annotated as Oca2p. Gene Ontology annotation, cellular component: cytoplasm. The record is from RefSeq and is a predicted model, not a curated record. NCBI's taxonomy places the organism in Eukaryota, Fungi, Ascomycota, Saccharomycetes, Saccharomycetales, Saccharomycetaceae. The transcript has a single exon. Gene Ontology annotation, molecular function: inositol diphosphate tetrakisphosphate diphosphatase activity; phosphatase activity. The coding region runs from base 1 to 516 and encodes 171 amino acids.
AUGAACAAUAAGCAUUAUAUACCUCCAUUAAAUUUUUCACCGGUAAUCUCAACAGAUGUGUCGUUGUACAGAUCAGGGUAUCCAAUGCCAAUAAACUAUUCUUUUAUUAAGGAUCGAUUAAACUUACGGACAAUAAUAUAUAUUGGUGAUAAGGAAGACACAUCUGCAGAAUACUCCGAAUUUUUAAAGGGCCAAGCAAUAAAUUUUAUAAGUGUGCAGAUGAAAUCUUGCAAAGAUGACGAUGUACAAGAAAAGCUGGAUACGAUCCUAGAAAUAAUAUUGAAUGUUGAAAAUUAUCCGAUCUUGAUUCAUUCUAAUAAGGGGAAGCAUCGUGUUGGAGUCGUAGUGGGGAUAAUAAGGAAGUUAUUUCAAGGUUGGUCGAUAGCCGGGAUAUAUCAAGAAUACGGUAUAUUUUCCGGUGGAAUGAAGGAGGAAACAGAUUUGGAGUUUAUAACGAUGUUUGAAACCAAUCUGAUUGUAAAUAAAGACAGAUUACCUGGGUUUAUACGUAUGUAG